Molecule: messenger RNA, 1306 nt
Organism: Hypomesus transpacificus
Lineage: Eukaryota; Metazoa; Chordata; Actinopteri; Osmeriformes; Osmeridae
Gene: slbp
Product: stem-loop binding protein
Exons: 8
Coding region: 74-886 (270 amino acids)
Biological process (GO): mRNA transport; mRNA 3'-end processing by stem-loop binding and cleavage
Cellular component (GO): cytoplasm; histone pre-mRNA 3'end processing complex
Molecular function (GO): mRNA binding; histone pre-mRNA stem-loop binding
Source: RefSeq, a predicted model, not a curated record
GGUAAUCACUCCUGUUCUUGUGACUGAAGCAACAGCAAGCAUUCUACCGUUUCUGUUCGAUAUUCCCCCCAAAAUGUCUUACCGGCACGGAACCAGACACACCGACGCCGACUUUAACGGCGAUGAAAAUAGAAACAAGGGUCCUUCAAAGUGGUCCAACUGCCGUAAACGAGGCGCGGACGGCAGCCUGAGGCCCCACGUUGAGCCGGAACCCACCGACGAGAAAGAAAGCAUACGCGAGAACUCAGACGGCAGACCAAGCAGCUUCACCACCCCAGAGGGAGAGGGACCCAUGUCUCGCUGUGCUGACUGGGGCUCCGAGGUGGACGAGCACGAGAUGAGGUCCAGCGUACGGCGCGACAUGCAACGUUACAGGAGGAGGAUACUGACGGCUGAGUUCUCCCAGAGGGAACGGAAGGCCUCCACUGAAAGCUCGGACUCUCGUGAGUCUCCUGUCCCUGCAGGAGAGAUGGAGACGGACGAGUCGGUGCUGCUGAGGAGACAGAAGCAGAUAAGCUACGGCAAAAACACCCUGGCUUACGACCGCUACAUCAAGGAAGUGCCCAGACAUCUGCGCCAGCCUGGCAUCCACCCCCGCACCCCAAACAAGUUUAAGAAGUACAGCCGUCGCUCCUGGGACCAGCAGAUCAAGCUUUGGAAGGUCAAGCUGCAUGCGUGGGACCCCCCAGCGCAGGAGGGAAGCGACCUGCAGGCCAUAGAGGAAUUAGACCUGGGAGAUGUGAUGGACAUCCAGCUGGAUGUAGACUUCCCUGGCAGCUCAGACUCCGGCACACCCUGUUCCAAAGUCAGCAAGGCCUCAGAGGAGUCGUGUUUAGGGACGCCCAGCAAGAUCAUGAAGACAAACCCAGAGCUGGACCUAGCCUAGCUACACUGCCCCCCCCCCCCCCCCCCCCCAUGUCCCCCUCUCCUCUGGGUGCUGGCCCCCAGGUAACAUGCAGCCUCACAGCCCUUCUAGAAAGUACUGUAAAUUAACAGGAUAAUACGAUCAAGCCCUUCUCUUGACUGGCUCAACUGUAAAUAGUUCUGGAAUGUUUCCCCGAUGUUGAAUUGAUGCUUGAAUCUCUUUUAGAACUGUUCAUGCUCUGGAUGUAUAAAUUAAAAAAAUGAAAAAAAGAAUGUACAAAAACAUGGUAAUUCUAAUGUUAUUGUUUUGCUUAAGUUUGUUUUAACUUGUUUGAAAAUACAAUAUUGUUCUGUACAUUUUCUUAAUAUUUUUGUAUGGAUUUUGUUAUGACGUUUCGAUUUUAUGAACAGAUCUUUUGAAAUAAAUAAUUAAGCUGGAAAA